Molecule: messenger RNA, 2499 nt
Organism: Drosophila elegans
Lineage: Eukaryota; Metazoa; Arthropoda; Insecta; Diptera; Drosophilidae
Exons: 2
Coding region: 91-546 (151 amino acids)
Source: RefSeq, a predicted model, not a curated record
UCUCUUCAUUGUUGUUCUCUUUUUCAAUCGGAACGGUUCAAUUUGGAGCGGAGCGCGGUUCGCUUUUUUGUGUUUUUAGCGGAAAAUCGGAUGAAAAACUCCAAAUGUUUACCAAAUGAGCGGCGACAAUUACGCGACCAAUUGACGAGAUCGUGUGUGUUUUCCCCAAUUAAACGAGCGUCGUCCACAAUUAGCGCCAUCGGAGCCAAGGAGCCAAGCAACAACCAAUGGAACAUGUUGAUGCCGGUGCGGGAGUACAACAAGCACAUAGCCAAAAUACCAAAUUGCAAGAUGAGGCAACGUCCGACGCUUAGAGCCACCUUUGCAUCCUUGCUGCUGCUGCUCCUCCAUGUUGCCCAGGCGCUCGAUCCGGCGGCUGCCAUUGGUGCAGGCGCAGGAAGUGGUGCUGCAGCUGGUGGUGGUGGCCCAGGUCCUGCUUCCACCGGCGGUUCAUCUGGCGGAAGUCUGAGCAGUGGACCACCCACGCUCGUUGCCAAUCUCACGGAACAGGGCAGUCCCGGUGUGUAUAAUUCGACAAUGGGUUAAUGCUAAUUACCCUUGUGUAUAUACUAUAUAUAUAUAUGGCAUUUAUGUAGCUGUUUAGCUGACCUUUCUACCUUUUAGGGCCCAACAAAAACGACGCCGCCAUUUUGAUAUUUGUUAGGUCGUUUAUGCGUUCCAACGUUUUGAGAAAAAAAGUUUAAAAAUCAAUUUAAUAAUUAUCAAAAAUCAAUUAAUUGAUGUUUUCAAAAUUAAGGACGCGAAUAUCAUAAUAAGUGUGCCCCUAACAUUUUUUAUCUGUUAUCUGGCAACUCAUCUACAUAAUUUUGUAUACUUUGGCCACACUUUAAUUUAGUUAAAGUCAAAAGUUCAUGAAAUUCUUACCAUAAACUUAGUAUGUUCGUUGUGUGGCAAUGUUUGUGUGUAUUUCCUUGUGCGCAUUUCCGGUUUCCGCUUCCGCUUGCCAAGCGGCAUGGGGUGGCAAAAACUAUUAGCCACUUGACGCUAAAUAACACCACCCACACCCACUUCACCCUGCCGCUGAAGCAAAACACUAAGCAUCAAUUAACCCAAUUUUGAGAAUCCAUUUUCACCUGCAGUUACGGCUUCAGCUCACGGCUCACAGCUCCGGAGCUUUGGCUUUUUCUGAGUAUUUUUCUAGCUGCGUGUUUCACAGCUCCAAUGCUUACAUACAUAUAUAUGAAUGUUUGCCUUUUUUUAGAGAGGUUUGGUUUUGUUUCCUUUGCUAUUUCUUUUUGCCAGCAAAUACCCAAGUGGCGGUGUUGAAACCGACGUUCAAACUCCCAAUUCCCCAGUCCCACCUAAUCCUAUAGGUAUAAUGCCGGUUACUCUUGUCCAGACUUUUUCGUGUUCCGUGCUGUUCCAUCUUUUCUUUCGCAGGCGUUGGCGCUAUUGUUGUAGUUUGGUUUGGUUUGGUCACUGGAUCUGGAAAUGGAAUUGGAAAUGGAAAUGGAGUGGAAGCUGAAAUCAUAAUUAAUCCAUUGAUUUUCAAUUUUUUUUCAGCUUAAAUAAUUCACACAAAUCAUUUCAGCAAUAAAUAUGAAUUCUUUCGCAGCAUUUAACAAUGAAUAUUUCAGCAAACAAAAGUUUAUUUGCAGUCUAGGGUUUUUUUUUUCUGUGAAACAACAUGGGAUCCAAUUACAAAUUGAUGAGCAGGUAAUGAACGGUACGAAAAAAAUUGAAUAAUUUUAAUUUGGAACUGUUGCAAACCUUGAUUUGCAUGUAAUGUCAUAAAUAAUUCAUUUCAACACAUUCAACAUUUAUAAAUAAUUCCUUCUGCCUUUUUUUUUUGUUAUAGCUGUCGCUAUUAAUCAAAUUAUACGUUUACUACAUGCAUUUUUAAAUUGUUUCUUUAUGUCGUUACGUUUACGCAGCCGCCUGGAAAUUUGGUGUGACAAAGUGUCAUAAACUGCAGAAUGCGGGUGGCCAUCCUACCCGGCGCUUGAUUGAUACUCUGGGUCAAAAAACACCUGGAACGAUGCCAGAUGUCGAGGAUAAUAAAUUCAAGAUGAUGUGACAACACUUGGGAUACGUUUUAUAUUGCUGAACGUCUGUUGGAAAACGCCAAAGAAAUUCAAUAACCAUUUGAGAAAUUAAUUAUGUAUAAAGUCUAUUUACACAAUGAUAUUACAUGUAUUUGUUAAUGUAAACGUUUAUAUCCAACUUUAGCACUAAAGCAGUUUAGAAAAAAUGCCAAUACUUUGUAUUCCAUAAAUUUGCAAAUUGAUUUCUAGCCAUAACAAAUAUUAUAAUAAAAGUAAUUAAAAUUAAAACAAAUGCAGACUUUUUCUAAGUGCAUUAAGUGAUAUUAUCUUGUGUAUCUAAAAUUACAAAUCAAAUUUGUACUUCGUUUUAAUGUUCACAAAUUGUUCCUUAGGAUAGGUACCUGAAUGUAAUACUUAACAACUGCUUUAACUCCUUGAUAACUCUGUUAACUAACCUUAAGAUCUGGAAAUAAAAAGUAAUUUCUAUAAAAUA